CGUUACUUCCAGCCUGAACAGAAAUUAUCUCAUUUUGUAGCUGAUAGAAGCUGUUAAGGCACAUUUAAUGAAAAGAAUCAAGAGGUUCUUUGAUUUCGUGUAGUUUCUUUUCCCUUCUGAAAUCUUUAAUGAGCGCGACAUUAAAAAAUAAAAUACGAGCUUCGCUGUUGAAGUGAGGAGAAGAGAUGAAGAAGCUAAUUUGUUGCUAACAGAAGAUUGAAGCUUCGUCUGAAUAAAACAGACUUAAAACAGUUAACUCAUGUUUGUGGAACCUGCUUUAAUCCUGUUGGUUAGAUAAGAUUUUCCGCGAUGGAAGAAGUUGAUAAAAUCCUGAUUCACGCUCUCAGACACGUCGGCACAGAGGUGGGGGAGGAUGUCGACAGCCUGAAGCGGUUCACCAGUGACCUGAUAGUGGAGGCGGUGGUCAGAUGUGUUCGUGUCAUCGAACCGGGCUUGGGGGGCGCCCUGCCCACCUCGCUGCCCCCUGGCAUGUCCGCCCGCUUCAGGGUGGGCAUGAGCCUGGCUCAGGCCUGUCAGGACGUCGGCUACAAAGGAGAGAUUGGCUACCAGACGUUUCUCUACAGCAACGAGCCGGAGAUCCGCUCGCUGCUCAUGUUCCUGGUGGAGAAGCUUCCCAGAGAGAGAGCCGAAGCUUCGGACCAGUCUGCAGGAAAAUCUGCCGUCCUCCAGAGAUCCAUCGCUGCUGCAAUCAGAACCCAGCUGGCUGCUUCCUGGGUGCCUCCGAACUGCAGACUGCCCCUCCACUGUGAAACUCAGAAUCACGGAGCGUUGCACAGCUUCCACGUCCAGCCGCUCACUUUCCCACACUGCACUAAAACUUCAGACAAGAAGCACCUGAAAGGUCUACCACCCUGCUCGCUACAUUUUACCAGAAAUGCUUGUGCACCUUGUUCUGACAGAACUGGGUCUGUGUUGUCAGAGGUGCAGGACUACCACAGAGACGUCCUUCCUCCUGUCACCGCCCAGGCGUCCAGCCAGGCCUCUGCGGUGGCGUCCAUCUUGGAGCGACACGCGGCGGAGCUGAGCGCUGCUCAGGAGUGGGACAACGAUUGGAAGAGUCAGGGUCUGCUGUCUCGUCUCACGCCGCAGGAGUACCGCUCCAGGAAGUCGAGCCGGCUGCGUAAACGCAUCGAGGAGCAGCUGCGGUCUGCCGCCGCUCCCUCCCCGGAAAGUGCCUUUGGCGUCUCUCGCUCCGCCUCUGAGCUGACGGAGCUGCUGCAGACCUUCAAAGGCUCCGCCCCCUCCGCCCACGUCCUGACCAAGGGCACCCAUUUCACCCACGCUCAGAAGUUCACCUUCACACAGGAGGGGGCGGCGACGAGUCCGGUCCUCGCCGGGCGCCAGUCUGAGGGCGACGCCCAGAUCCGUCAGCAGGAGGAGCUCUCCUCCCUUCAGCAGCAGUUCCAGCAGCUCUGCAGCGAAGUCGACCAGCUGGCAGCCGACAUAAAACACCUGAACGUGACCAACGCACAGGUGUUGGACGAGCUGAAGCAGAGGGAGCUGAGAAACGCUGAGGAAGAGGAGAAGAUGCAGGUGAAGAAGAAAACAGCCGACCUGCUGCCUGACGCAGAAAACAACCUGCUGAAGCUUCAGUCUCUGGUAGAGGGCGGAGCCAAGCGGGUGGUGAACCUGGCGUCCCAGUGGGAGAAACACCGAGCCCCACUCAUCGAGGAGUAUCGCAGACUUAAAGAGAUCUGCAGCAACAAAGAUCUGGAGUCCAACAGAAAACUCUCCGAGAUCAAAUCUCUCCACGAAAAGAUCCGCGUUUCCACAGAGGAGGCGAAGAAGAAGGAGGACACGUACAAACAGCUGGUAACAGAGUUAGAGAGGCUUCCUAAGGACGCGUCCCGAUCAGCUUACACUCAGAGGAUUCUGGAGAUCGUCGGAAACAUCAAGAAACAGAAAGAAGAAAUUACAAAAAUUUUAUCCGACACCAAGGAGCUCCAGAAAGAGAUCAACAACCUGACAGGAAAACUGGACCGGACCUUCGCUGUGACCGACGAGCUGGUCUUUAAGGACGCCAAGAAGGACGAGUCGGUCCGGAAGGCCUACAAGUACCUGGCUGCUCUGCACGAGAACUGUAAUCAGCUGAUCCAAACCAUCGAGGACACGGGAACAAUCCUGAGAGAGAUCCGAGAUCUGGAGGAGCAGAUCGAGGCAGAAAACGGGAACAAAACCGUGUCGAACCUGGAGAGGAUUCUGGACGACUACAAGGCGAUCCGCCAGGAGAACGCUGCUCUCGCUGCUAAAGUCCGAGAAGGCUGACGGGUCCUGGUCCUGGUCCUGGUCCUGGCCCUGUCGGAGGAAAACCUGGAGACUUUAAUAGAUCUGAGGCGGGAGCAGAUCGUCGGUUCUUCAACACGCAGACCAGCUGAUUUUUGUGGCGUGGAAAUUAAUUUUACCGCUUGUCCCUGACGGACGAGACGUUCAGAUGGUUUCUGAAUCUACAGUUUGGUUCUGAUCAGUCUGGUGUGAACCGGAUCUGUGGACACAAGAGGGCGCCGUCAUGAAGCAUCAUCAGAACAAACUGGACUUCAAAUUCUUUAAAACAAAUGUUGUUUCAGGUAUUCUCAGUUUACUGAUCAUGUUUGAACCUAAAUGAAUGUAGAUGAAUCAAAAUGUUCUGAUCCAUCAGCAGAGUAUUGUUGUUCAACACUUUAAUAAAGAUGCCUUACAGACGGCUGAACUGCAAA
Molecule: messenger RNA, 2714 nt
Organism: Austrofundulus limnaeus
Lineage: Eukaryota; Metazoa; Chordata; Actinopteri; Cyprinodontiformes; Rivulidae
Gene: ccdc22
Product: CCC complex scaffolding subunit CCDC22
Exons: 15
Coding region: 310-2286 (658 amino acids)
Biological process (GO): positive regulation of ubiquitin-dependent protein catabolic process
Molecular function (GO): cullin family protein binding
Source: RefSeq, a predicted model, not a curated record